This is a messenger RNA of Lotus japonicus, 1343 nucleotides long. RefSeq lists its product as uncharacterized. The record is from RefSeq and is a predicted model, not a curated record. Gene Ontology annotation, biological process: nucleotide-excision repair; telomere maintenance; double-strand break repair via homologous recombination. Bases 172 to 1137 code for a protein of 321 amino acids. The transcript is spliced from 2 exons. Gene Ontology annotation, cellular component: site of double-strand break; checkpoint clamp complex; nucleolus. NCBI's taxonomy places the organism in Eukaryota, Viridiplantae, Streptophyta, Magnoliopsida, Fabales, Fabaceae.
GUAAUAUAAUUUUAGGUCCUAACUCGUGAUUUCGCCACGAAACAGAGUGCGGGAGGGAAGAUUGGGGUUUCGGAGGGAAAAUUUUGAGUUUCCCUCCCUCGUUCUUCUCUUCCCUCUUCAAUCCCCCAUCCAAUCACUACUAUUCCAUUUCCAUUUGCUCUCACAUCAACAAUGAAGUUCAAGGCGUUUCUUACAGAAAACGGAGUGAUCCUACUAGAACGUCGAUUCAUCCCCGCACUCGAAAAAAUGGGAAAAACCUGCCACCUCUACCUCACCAAAGACCACGCAAUCUUCCUCCACAACCUCCUCAACGGCGACGGAAUCCAAUCCAUCGCACAAUUCCGCAAAGAAGCCCUCUUCGACGACUACCGCAUCUCCAGUCAAAACGACGACCGCAUCGCCUUCUCCAUCGACCUCUCCCUCCUCCUCCGCGCCCUCCGCAGCAGCGUCGCCGUCUCGUCACAAUACUCCGCCGCCUCCGCUGCUAACCCUAACCGUCUUCAGAUCAAGCUUGUUAAGAAGCUUCCGCCUAAUUCGACUAAUCCCACGCCGUUCCUCACGUUUGAGACAAGUGGAUUUAAAUCUGCUGUGAUUCAGGAUAUUCCGAUCUCGAAGCCGUUGUCUAGAGCUCAGGUUGUUGAGCUUCAGAAUGCUCUUGAUUUGGCUCAGGAUCUUCCUCAGACACUGCUUCAGGUGCCUGAUUUGAUUCAGAUGCUUAAUUUUGUGGACCGGAUGAAGCAUGUGGGAGAUGUGGUGAAUGUGUUCAUAAGCAAGUAUGGGGAUUUGAGGGUGCAGGUUUCGACCACGUUGAUCAGCCUCGGUGCCGAGUUUCGAAACCUGUUGGUGAUCGGAGAGCAGGCCAAUGCUCCUGCUGAGGAUCAAAACCUCACCGCUCAGACGCGCUCAGCGAGGUCAAUUCUGAGAGGAGAUGCUCAGUCUGUGCAGGUGAGUGUGAAGCAUUUCGCCAAGAGUCUGCAGUGUCACCUGGCCAAGCCGGAUUGCGCUUUCUAUGGGGUUGCUCCUCAGGGAAGUUGUUUGACGGUGAUAUUCCAGUUCUUUGUCCCUGGUACUCGCCACACUGAUAAGUCAAUCAGCUUACAUUGCAGGCUUCCUGUCCUUGACCCUGGUACUGGUUAAACUCCCUACACCCUCAUGGUUGUGUGUAAAUCCUUUCUUGUUAAGCUUAGAAAUUCUGUUGGCAAAAUAGUAAGAGUAACUGAUGUGCCAAGCUCUUAACUAGAUAUCAAGUUGAUUUUUUGUAUUCAAUGCCAAGUUUACAUUAUGUGUAUGAUAGUUAUAUGGUUAGAGUAACAUGAAGGAUAUAGGACUGAGAAGUUGUUUUA